Portunus trituberculatus (swimming crab) is the source of this 5128-nucleotide messenger RNA. RefSeq lists its product as uncharacterized. NCBI's taxonomy places the organism in Eukaryota, Metazoa, Arthropoda, Malacostraca, Decapoda, Portunidae. The transcript is spliced from 13 exons. The record is from RefSeq and is a predicted model, not a curated record. Bases 168 to 1451 code for a protein of 427 amino acids.
GGAGCGGUGUGUGGGUUGGAAAGGGCGGGAACAGCAGCUGCAGCGCGCGGCGCGCCCGCCAGUGCCAGUAAGCGUCCGCGGCCUGUGGAAGUAUAGGUUCAAGCGGUGCGUUCCCGUCAAGCUUCCUCAGAACUUCACUAGCAGCAGCUGCUUCUUGCUUAGACGUGAUGUUGGGCGUGCGAUAUCAGGCAGCGGUAGCCGUGGUGUGGGCGGCGACGUUGGUGGCGGCCGUGCCCCUCGCUAGCAGACACGAAGUGGGUCUGGACGAGGAGGUGCGGCAGCUGCUAGAUCUGAAGGGCCAGGUAGCUCAGCGUGACCUGCAUCAGCUCAAGACCCACGCAACGCAAGACAACCAGACACACGCUUCCACCUCCUUAGGGAAUGACCGCUUGGGCGGCGGGAUGCGACAGGGGAAGGUAGAUAGCACCCGCGAGGAGGCCUUUCACCUGGUAGACGGUGCCCUCUCUCGCCAGGUCCACGCCGAGGAGCGAGUGUUGGCGAAUGGUGUCCCGGUGAGCCGCCUGAGUAGUGACGUGGAGGAGAGCAAGGAGGCUGGCCACGCCCCGCACUCCCGCACACAGGUGCAGCUUGACGUGCCCUCAGAAAAUCUUCACGAGACUCUUACUGACGAGGAUGGACAUCGCUCACUCUUCAGAGAGGCCCCCAAGACGUCGGGCGUGCGCUACUCCCCCCUGGACCUGGCACUGUACAUCUACAAGACAGGGGACGAGGAGCGAAUCACACUAGCCAUCCAAGAGCUCAUUGCUGAGGGCCUGAUGACGGCUGAGGAGGCUCUAAGUUACCUGCACAGCAUUCGGGAACAUCUGCGGUACCUCACCCAGCAAGACGCCGACGAUAAGAUGGAGUCCCAGCCUGAUCUAGCUGCCGUGGUUAAGAAGAACAGUCUGCCUCUGUCCCUGACGGAGAUGAAUCUAGGGGACCCCGAGGGCAUGCUGGCGCCGGAACCUGACUACGAGGGCCUGAUGGAGCGCCUGCGCGGCCAAGAUGACCAGUAUACGCAGUACUCCCUGGAGGAAGUCAUUUACCAGCUGGCCAAGAUCAUCUUUAAGCAGGCCAUGCACAGAGCACUGCACACGCCUACAGGAGGGGACGAGGGGUCAGAGCGCGCCCUACAGGAAGUGGCGGCGUUGCUGGAGAAGGAGGUGGCGAGGGGCGCCAUCUCCCCACAAGUGGAGAAGAAGUUGCUGGACGUGAUGGUGAACUCUUUAGUGGAUAGUUUGGGCGAGUCUGAACUACCUGCUGCUCCUGGCCCUGUGAUUGGCGGCUCGAGCUUCAGGCUGUCCAGUGAGGGUUCUUUCCCGAUGCGCACCUCUUCUGUGAUGGGUGGGUCUGCUAUGAAACCCAUCAGCAGUUUGUUCCAAGCUUCCAAAGGAACGACGAAGAGAGAGGCUCCUGCAGACAAGAGCGUGGCGAGCCAAAAGGCAGAGUAGGGAGGCGACUCGGAUUUCGGUGUGUGGCCCAGCCUUCAAAAAUAACACUUCUGUUGUGGCCGUUUGACGAUCUCGACUCAAUAUUUUCACGUGUGGCUAGUAGGAUGAAGGCCUCGCGCCCUUCUCUGCACACAACAAGACCUUCUAUAGUCUCUUGAAAGCCCCAGUAUGCCCUGAUAAUCUCUGACAGCCCCUGAUAGCCUCUGGUGGUCCCUGCUCGUCCGGGUCUUUGUGCUGCAGUGGUGCAAAUUAAAUCUGCUUCUUGUGGCACUGUUUAACAAAAUAGUCCUACUAUAUAAAAGAAAUUAUACACAUUCUCUCUCUCUCUCUCUCUCUCUCUCUCUCUCUCUCUCUCUCUCUCUCUCUCUCUCUCUCUCUCUCUCUCUCUCUCUCUCUCUCUCUCUCUCUCUCUCUCUCUCUCUCUCUCUCUCUCUCUCUCUCUCUCUGGAUGUGUUGUGUGCUGGAAAGAGGUCGUAAGGGCGUCUUUUUCACGGCCAUCACUUUAAUUCCGAACUAUAUAUUCCAUACACAUAUCUUACCUUUACAUUAUAUUAUCCUGUGUGAUUGUGUGUCGGUUUGUCUGUACUAUAUCAAGACGUUGUAAACACGUGCAGUACUUCCGUCAUCAUUGCGAUAUAAGUAAGUAAUUUACCUCUCCGAAUCUUGGCCCCAAGUAUUGUGUGUGUUUAUUCUGUGCUACUUGUGUGGGAAACUCCUUCAUUGCAUCUCACUUGUCACCUAUUGACUACUGAAAUAGUUAAAUUCAUCUUGAAUAUGUUUGUGAGUUCAGUUAUAUGAUUCUCUCUCUCUCUCUCUCUCUCUCUCUCUCUCUCUCUCUCUCUCUCUCUCUCUCUCUCUCUCUCUCUCUCUCUCUCUCUCUCUCUCUCUCUCUCUCUCUCUCUCUCUCUCUCUCUCUCUCUCUCUCUCUCUCUCUCUCUCUCUCUCUCUCUCGUCUAACGUACAAGGCACUGUCUAUUACUCAAUGUCACGUCGUUGUAUUUCCAGUUAGGUAAAGGACAAUAUUCUGAAGCAAUUCUGUGCCGCAUCUCUAUUACUUUAUGAAGGAUCUAGUUGAAGUUUCACGGGUUCUUAAGGUUUUUUUUAUGGUUUUAAUGACAGAUUAACAAGAUUUCUACAUUAUUAACUGGAAAAUUCUUUGAGAACCAAGCCUUUGAAAGUAGUCGUGGUGAGAGCGAAGAGUUUCAGAGUUCAUGCCACAUACCCACAGUGCAGUAAUGACUUACAACUCUCCUAUUCGCUUCCUUGAUCCAGAUUAUUUUUAGGCACGGUAGUACCGGCGCUCCUCUGUUCUCUGCUUAUUCAGCAUGCCUGACUGCUUUGUGGUUCUCCCGUAACUUAUGUCGCUCGUAAUGAAUAACUCUUAAUUCUGAGACCAUAUUCGGAAACCCUUUCCUCGCCGCACCUCCACUAUAUUUUCAAAACGCUUUAGUUGAAGCAGCACGGGUUUUUAAGGGGGUUUCUAUGGCUCCAGUGACACAUUAACAAUAUUUCUAUAUGAACAUGAGAAAUACUCUUAUAAACAGUGCUGAUUAUCUUUGCGAACUUUGAGAAUAGUCGUGCAGAGAGCGAAAUGUUUCAGAACACCCACCCUGGAGGUUCUCGUCAGAAGCUUCCUUGAGCUGCGAUGCGGUAACGCUGGUGACAUUGAUAAUGUUUUCAUGGUUACAUUUUCCUCCUGAGGCGACCCUCCAGUAAUAGCCGUCUGUCCACGUUCUGAUCCUCAAUGUUGUCCCGGGACCACAUUUUGAAACACUUCUAUAUCGUACAUCGCUACUUUCAAGAGACUUGCUGAUGUUACAAAGAUUUUUAAAUGUUUUAAGGCUUUUAUGACCCUAGUGAUAGAUUAACUAGACUUCUACAUUAUUAAAAGGAGAGAUAGUUUUGAGAACCCGUCUUGUCAUCUCUGUGGUCUUUGGAAACAGUCAUGGAAACAGAGGGAAGAGUUUCAGAACACUGGUCCUGGUGGUUGCAAAGCUAGCUGGGUGGUCCUUUGUGAUGACUAGCAUAAUGUUGCAGUCCCCAUAGUCUCCUCGGCAUCUUGGUUUUUCCGAUGCAUGUACAUCCACUACACUCAAUCACUGUCAAAAUAUAAGUAGAUAUGACUCCCUCGAUCACUUACGAAGCUUGUAGCAAUAGUAAAGUCGUGCCCGCAGCGUCAGUUGUUGGGAUAGGCUGGUACGGCGUGCCUGGCCUCCUCUUAAGGAUUAGGACGCGGCCUGUUCCAGUGUAAGCAACAUAAUAAUGAUCUGCAGUGUAGCCACGCCUCCCCAUUACUCCCUGGCUUUGCAUGGCUCAUGCCUGUUGUUCUGGAAUAGAUUGCUAGUCUCUGUCCUGCUCGAGGGUCGCCCAGAUGACUGUGAAGGGUUUGUCGCGGAGGAACUUCAAGGCGCCGAGCUCUUCAGAUCAGAUGGACUGGAACUUGUUACAGUGUCACCGAGUGAGCUAUGAUGACUCAAGAAUUGGUGAGAAGAACGGGAGUGCUCACCAAACAAAAACGGAUUGUACAAUUUAUGACGUUAGAUAAAAUGCACGGAAGCAAAGGUGUGACGCGUGUCAACGCAGGCGAGGAAAGGAGGUCUUGAUAUCAAAAGUUUAUGCAAAUGUUGGAGUCUGCGGUUCUUUGGAUCAGAUCGAGGUCAAGCAAGUCAGUUAGUCUGGCGCCUGUAGUCAGCGCGGCUGCCGGGAAGAACGUAUGUUUCCCAAAGAUAUGCAGGUUCGUUAAGCGCCCCUCGACCACUUCACAGGGUUAGGUUAGGCCCGGUCAGGUUGGAUUUGAGAUUGGAACUUCCUGCUGACUUUUCGAGAAAUGCUAUUGAUAGUUAUAGAGCCACAGCCGAGCAUCAUUCCAGGCAGCCAUGAUGAUUCAGUACUCGUGCAGUAAGAAAAAUGUCACUGGGACUUAGCGUUGCUCACCACACAUGACCUCACUGAACACAGAUGUAGCAGCUACCAUGUGAUCCUGCGCAAUGCGUGGUGAUUAUUAUUAUCACACACACACACACACACACACACACACAGCUCUCCCUGGGUCCUCAUCCCCUCUAAGUGGUGCGGUCGGCCAAGCUGCUCGGGGUCACAGUGGACAACCAGCUGACAUGGAAGUUAAACGUUACCACCACUGUGAGGUCGGCUGCCUACAGACUCUACAUGCUGCGCAGACUUAAGUCACUGGGCACACCUACUGAAGAGUUAAAGAGAUAUGCAUCACCUUUUAUCUUGCCCAGACUUAUUUAUGUAUGCCUCACUAGUGUAAUCUUCCUCCCUCAUCUCCACUCAACAGCAACAACUGGAAGAUGUACAAAAGAGGGUAUGCAGGAUCAUCCUUGGCCCUGCCUACACAAAUUACGGUCACGCCCGAACUACCCUAAGUCUCCGUAGACUGGCUGCCAGAUACCGAGAGGCCAUCGUCAGGCUGGGUAGAGGCCAGCUGCGCCACACACGGCUACGACACCUCCCCCGUAACUUCCCCCAACAAACCCACGCCACGCGUCACACCAAUGUGGUCAGGCCUAUUAGGGCCCCGAGGACCGACCGUUACCAACAUAGUGUGAGCUAUAAGCUACUAAGCUAAUGUUCUAAUCUUAAGCCUCCCCCAAUCCCCAUAUGUAUAUUUUCAGUAUAUAAGUACUGCAAUUCCUAAUAAACCGUAUAUUAUU